AAUUCCUGACCCUAAUUUCCCAAUCCAAUACCAUUUCUCCUUAGAUCCCUAAUCUCUUCUGAAAUUUCGUUUAAUUAUUUAAUAUUCUCACCGUCCAAUAUUAUUUUUCCCCUUUUUCUUUUUUUAUAAUCUUUGAAGCUCUCUUUUCGGUUCUCGCUGCAUAUUCGAUUUCGAUUGUCAAUUUUAUGGAUGCUUUAUUGUAUAUCUAUACGAUUCUCUCUGUUCUGAUUGAUGAUUUAGUUGAUCUGUGGUGUCUCAGGCCAAUCAUGAGUGACGAAGGAGAAAGAACUUGUCCUCUCUGUGCUGAAGAGAUGGAUUUGACAGAUCAGCAAUUGAAGCCUUGCAAAUGCGGUUAUGAGAUCUGUGUCUGGUGCUGGCACCACAUAAUGGACAUGGCUGAGAAGGAUGACACUGAGGGGCGAUGCCCCGCAUGUCGAUCUCCUUAUGAUAAGGAAAAGAUUGUUGGGACAGCUGCAAACUGUGACAGAUUGGUGAAUGGAGUUAAUAUUGAGAAAAGGAUGAAGACUCAGAAAACGAAGUCUAAAUCAACUGAUGGGCGUAAGCAGCUCAGCAGUGUGCGAGUGAUUCAGAGGAACCUUGUUUACAUAGUUGGGUUGCCUCUCAAUCUUGCAGAUGAAGAUCUUCUUCAGCGAAGAGAGUAUUUUAGUCAGUAUGGGAAGGUCUUAAAAGUGUCAAUGUCUCGAACAGCAGCUGGUGUCAUUCAACAGUUUCCGAAUGAUACCUGCAGUGUAUAUAUAACUUAUUCAAAGGAAGAGGAAGCAAUUCGUUGUAUUCAAAAUGUACAUGGUUUUGUUUUGGAGGGUAGACCUUUAAGGGCUUGUUUUGGAACCACAAAAUAUUGUCAUGCAUGGCUCCGGAAUGUGCCUUGCAGCAAUCCGGAUUGUCUGUAUUUGCAUGAGAUUGGCUCUCAAGAAGAUAGUUUUACCAAGGAUGAAAUAAUUUCAGCAUACACUAGAAGUCGAGUUCAACAAAUCACUGGUGCCACAAACAAUAUGCAACGGCGGUCAGGGAAUGUAUUACCUCCUCCACUGGAUGACAAUAUGAAUAGUUCAUCUGCAAAGCCUAUUGUUAAAAAUUCUUCAAGUCAGAACUCUGUUAGCACUGUAAGAGGUUCACCUCCAAAUGGAAUAUAUGGGAAAAAUAUGGCCCUUCCUACUAGUGCUGCAUGGGGUACUCAGGUCACAAAUUGUCAGCCCCCUGCUGGAGGUCUAUCAUAUCCAAAUGGGCCAUCCAAGCCAAAACCUGAUACAGGCAGCAGCACACUGGUAUUUUCUGCAGCUGUUACAGGCUCAAUUCAGGCUUCUGAUGUUACAAAGAGGCCACCAUCGAGUAAUGGGAGUCAUAGUAUGACACCUAGAGUGAAAAGUGAAUUGUUGAAACCUGUCAAACAAUAUAACAAUAGUGUGGACAGUCUGGUUAGUGAAGGAGAAAAAACUUUAGCUUCUGAUGUUUCUCCUAUGCUUGUGAAUUUGAACAGGCAGUUGUCUCCUCUACCGUUGUCCCGAGAUAGUGAUGGAAAUUGUACUACAGCAAACACAAUAAAUUCUACUAACAUGAUUGGACAGUCUUGUAACUUUGGUCUUGAGGAAGCAAUGACUGCUACCAAUGAAGAGAUUCAGAAUUUGUCCAACGAGUUGUCCUCAAUUAACAUUGAUAGAAAUGCCGAACAUUGCGGUAUAACCAAACCUAAUAAUAGCCCACCUACUGAUCAUGCAUUGAUUAAAUCUCCUCAAAUUCAAGGAUCACAGUAUAAUGUUGACAGAUUUAGAGAUGAAAUAACUACAGAUGUGGCUGGUAAAGCUACCUCAGAUUUUUUGGUUUGUAAUUCUACUGAACAGUGUGAUUGGAAAUUGGAUUCUCAAUCUCUAGUAGUAUCAGAUACUGCUGAAAUUGAUGAUGAUGUGACAUCUUUUGAUAAUCAAAGACUCAAGGAUCCAGAAGUUGUUUGUCGUUCUUAUUUUCCAAAGUCAACCAGAUUCCUGCAAGCAUCAAACCAUUCUAGCCCUUGUCUUCUGCAGCAUGGUGAACCUUGUACUGCCAUAAAUGCAGGUUCUGUAUCUGCUGAUGAUAGAGUUCGAGAUGAAUCUAUGUUACAUGCAUCCAAUAUAUUAUGUAAUGGUCACCCUGAAAAAUUGGUCAGCAGCAGCUCCUAUGGUCUGCUUCAUGAUGAAAGAAAUGGGCAUAUCAUUCAAAGAUUAGUUGGUGAAGCAGUUAAUUCUGGACAUGAUAUUGCUAGGGAUAAAGGUGAAAGUAGUAUAAUUUCUAAUAUAUUGUCCAUGGACUUUGAUACCUGGGAUGACUCACUAACAUCACCUCAUAAUUUAGCGAAGUUGUUGGGUGACAAUACUGAUAACCAGCCUGGUCCUUUAAACAAAUCUAGUUCUUGGAAAGGUCACAGUAACAAUCAAUCAAGGUUUUCUUUUGCAAGGCAGGAGGAAUCCAAAAUCCAAAUGUUUGAUCCACAUGCAUCUUAUGGUGUCAGCCAUCAACGGCCAAACCGUACAGUCUUCCUGAAUUGUGCAGAAAGAGACUUGUAUAUGGAUAAGUUGGGCAUUGCAAAUGGAUUUUCUACCAGUAACUUUGAGGAAGCUGAAAAUAUGGUCAGUGGUCAUUCCAUUGCAUCUUCUAAUAAGUUUUCUGCCAUCUCAAGAGCACAAGUUUCAGCCCCGCCAGGAUUUUCCAUUCCAAGCAGGUUGCCACCACCUGGUUUUUCUUCCCAUGAGAGAGUGGAGCAGGCUUUUGAUUCCAUUUCUGGGAAUUCUUUGCUUGACCAUUCUUCCCUCUUGAGAAAUUCAUAUCAGACACCUUCAGCUGGAAACCUUGGUAGUGCAGGGGACAUUGAAUUUAUGGACCCUGCUAUUAUGGCAGUUGGCAAAGGGAGACUUCAAGGUGCACUGAACAGUCCGGCACUGGACAUUCGAUCUAAUUUCAUGCCACAAUUAAAUUACUUUGAAAAUGAUGCUAGACUACAAUUAUUGAUGCAAAGAUCUCUUGUACCACAGCAAAACCUUAGAUUUUCUGAAAUUGGGAAUACUUUUUCUCAACUUGGUGAUUCCUAUGCUGUUUCUUCGAGGUUAGACCAAUCACAAGUCAGUAAUCUAGGCCCAUUCCAACAGCUGUCUCUGCAGCAGUCUACAAAUGCCGUCUUGUCUAAUGGGCAAUGGGAUGGGUGGAAUGAGGUGCAGAGUGGAAAUGGUUUGGGUGUGGCUGAGCUUUUGAGAAAUGAAAGACUUGGAUUCAAUAAAUUUUACUCAGGAUAUGAUGAUUCAAAAUUUCGGAUGCCAAAUUCUGGGGAUCUUUACAACAGAACAUUUGGGAUGUGACCUUUUGCUAGUUAUGUUGUCAUUGUAUGGUUGGAAAUGGUAAAACCUAGCUGAAAUGGACAAACAAUUUUUUGUGUUGCUGAGGAUGAUGGAACUGAUUCUUGCUGGCGUGUAUUGGGCUACCUAAUGAUGAAGCUCCCAAGAAGUGUAAUUUAUGGCUACAGUUGUUCUGGAUUAGCAGAAGUGAGCUGUUCUGGGAUUAUAAGAUAUCAACUGUCAGUGCUGACGUGAUCAAACUGGCAGGUGGAUCUUAGUGUUUCCCUCAUAGUACAGAGCAUGGAAACAACAAGAUCGGUGUUAUUUAUUGUUUGUAACUUACCUUUUAGAUUAACUACCCUUGUGGGUAGAAGUAGAGGUUUGAUUCGACUGGUAAAGGGAAAUUGUUUUGAAAUGGAUUUAGAUGCUACAGUUUGAUACUCUGAUAAUGGGGGUAUGAAAUAGAUCGCUUUAUAACUUGAAAGGUCCAUCAUCCUUGUGAUAUGAAUGAAAUACCGUUGCGCUGUUAUAGCUUCUGGCCAA
Glycine soja is the source of this 3863-nucleotide messenger RNA. RefSeq lists its product as uncharacterized. The transcript is spliced from 14 exons. Bases 186 to 3344 code for a protein of 1052 amino acids. NCBI's taxonomy places the organism in Eukaryota, Viridiplantae, Streptophyta, Magnoliopsida, Fabales, Fabaceae. Gene Ontology annotation, molecular function: ubiquitin-protein transferase activity; RNA binding. The record is from RefSeq and is a predicted model, not a curated record. Gene Ontology annotation, cellular component: CCR4-NOT complex. Gene Ontology annotation, biological process: protein ubiquitination.